Messenger RNA from Colletotrichum aenigma, 3714 nucleotides. RefSeq lists its product as uncharacterized. The record is from RefSeq and is a predicted model, not a curated record. Bases 1 to 3714 code for a protein of 1237 amino acids. NCBI's taxonomy places the organism in Eukaryota, Fungi, Ascomycota, Sordariomycetes, Glomerellales, Glomerellaceae. The transcript has 4 exons.
AUGGGCCAGGAAACAGCUGAAGUCACAGAGACUCAGGUUCUCUCAUCACACAACACAAUAUCCGAGAAGCGCAGCCAAAAUGAGUCUAUUUCUUGGCUUUCCAAGGCAAAGGACACCAAGUGUAGUCUCGAAACAGUUCAUAAACAUGGCUGGAAGCCAAUGACUCUGGGCGCACCAGUGCUUUUCUCCUUCGCCUUUGUUUCCUUCAUCCUUGCAGUCAUCAUCGAGAUCCUUGCGCAACAGAGCCAGAAGAACGGGGGCCUGACUCUGACUACCUCUUCGGACGACCUACCGACCUACGCGAAGUUUGGACAUCUGUUCCUGCCGACGAUCGUUUCCGUGAUAUACAGUCUGCUUUGGAGUUGGGUUGACUUGGAUGUGAAGCGCAUACAACCAUGGCUGGAGAUGUCGAAGCCAGCUGGCGCAGAGGCCGACCAUUCGAUCUUUCUGGACUACCCUUACGAUUUCGUUGCCUUCGUACCUUUCAGAGCGGCAAAAAGGCGACAUUGGCCUGUGUUCUAUGGAGGCACGGUCAUGGUCAUCAUCUUCUGGCUGAUCACUCCAUUGCAGAGUGCAAUACUCGCUGCCGGCCCCAUUAACGUGCGACGAGCAACAAACAUCUCAAGCCUCGCUUCCAUUCGACCACUUGCAGAACAGCCAAAGUUGAUGGACACGUCUAUUCUAAACGAAGGCUACUCCCUAGCUUGGCUGAAUCAAUCAAUACCGCCAUUCUCCACUCCUGAGUACACCCUACUACCUUUCACUUCCAGCCGUCAGGCUCCUCAGGUUUCUUCAACCAAUUGGACGGGCCAGUCUGUGAAGUACUGGACUGAACUCAGUUGCUGGCCUGGCGUCAUUUCUCAACAUGGUGCCUCAACAAAGUUUACCUAUGACUUCAACAACGGUCGCGGAUGCAACGCCAGCGACGUGAAUGUGCUGGGGUCCUUGAACGACACGACGCCCUUUCAGAUACAGUACUUUGGUUAUCAAAAUAGCGCAUGGGCUGACUACUGGUUGGCACAGCCGACCUGUCCCAAGAGCUCGGCAGAACACCAGUUCUUAGCCGUGUGGUCCCGUUACAAUGCUACGUUGAAUAAGUUCAAAAUGGCUUCGACUUUCUGUGAGACGAACUAUUUCAAGCAGUCAGUCAACGUCACAGUCUCUGCUGUCGACCAGACCCCAAUCGAGAAUUCGAUAGUCCCGUUGGGACCCCGCGAACGGCUUCAGGAGACGGAAUUCAACUACACCGCGUUCGAGCACCUUCUAGGCGCAGGGGUCUCACCCGUGGAGCUCGACGUCAAGCGAGAGUUCCCAUUCGGCCGUCUCCUGGAGCACUAUCAACAAGUUUCCGACCUCGGCCUGAAUUGGCCAUUGUCACCUAUGGCAGGUUUCGCCAUUGCGAUGAAGGGCAAGCCACCACUCGAUGCAUUCAACAACGCAACCUACCUAGGGGAGGCUUACAACGCAACACACAAGAUGCUAUUUACUCUGGCACUGCGUCAUGCUCUUACUAACACAACGAACGCGGCUGUUACCGAAGGACAUAUCGACUUCAUUCUGUACGGCAUUAUAGUCAGUCGUUUGUUCUCUGCCAUCGUUGAAGGACUCCUGGGCUUGGUAGGGUUCUUCACCAUUCUCUUAUGGUGGCACAGCUACAGAGCGCCGAGUAGGCUCACCAUGGACCCGGCUUCGUUGGGAUCGAUCAUCAGUCUUUGCCAAAACAGCAGUGUGUUACUCGACAGAUUCGCUGGGAAGGGGUGCUUGCCGGAAGAAAAGCUCAAGGAGGCCUUUCGGGACCAGCGAUUCAAGUUAUUCUGCGGGUGCCAAAGCCGCUCCAGGCAAAUGAUCAUCAAGGUUGUCGACAUCCGAAACGAGUCUUACGAUGGGGAAGAGAUCGAAAUCCCCGACGCCUCCCUCUCCGUCGGCCAUUACUCACCGGUGAAGCCGCUUGCGUUACGGCGCGAUGUUGGUGCUACGGUGGUUCUAUCUAUGGUUGGAGCAAUUGUCGCCCUCGCCUACCUCAAAGUAGAGGAGACACGUAUUCGAGGGCUCAUCCGGCCCACGACAAACUUUGAGGUUCUCCAAAUUCUGGAGAACUACGUUCCAACUAUCUUCGCGACACUGCUCGAGCCGUUUUGGGUGCUCGUCAACAGGCUGCUUUGUCUCAUGCAACCUUUUAGAGAUUUAUGGAGAGGUCGACGGACGGCCGAGGGAUCAAUCGACGCCAGAUACACUUCUUUGCCUCCGCAAUUUGUGAUUUGGCGUGCGGCUCGGUCUGGCCAUUUCAUGCUGACAGCGAUGUGCUUCUUAGCUCUUCUGUCCAACCUCCUAGCCGUUGGGCUUGGUGGUCUCUUCAACGAGUUUCCCAUCGUCAUCGAAACUGAACGCAAAUUCCAACAGACGCUUAAGCCGCAGAUGACCAACGCCAACGGACAAAAGGCCCAGAAAAUCUUCAGGAUGGACACUGCGCCCUAUGAGACGCCAUACUACGCAAUGAUGAAUAACAUCUCUCAAGGAACACCUCUUCCACCUUGGAUCACCAAAGACUGGUUUUUCCAACAGUUCUCCAUCUUGCCCGGAGAAAACGAUACAGGAGACACCUAUACAGCGAGAACACACGGUUUCGGUACUAUCCCCUCAUGUUCCGCCGUCGGUCCCGUCAAAUCGGGGGUUCUGGGGCCUGUCAUAAAUCACACAUUCGUCCGAAACGGAGAAGCCAUUCCGGAUUGUCCUACGACUUACCGAGCCGCCUCAUUCGACUUUAACACAACAUUUCAAGAGAAGGUGACUGGGCCGGCUACAUCAGAAUUAGUCGAUACUCUGGGGGAGACCUAUGGCUAUGGCACCUGCAACAUUCCGUUGAUUGUGGGAUAUGGAAGAAGGGAGAAUAACGAGACGAUGGAAUCUCUGUUCGUUGUUUGCGAACCGACUUUCACAACGGCUGUGUUCGAUGUCACAGUUGACCCCGAAGGUUACGUACUUAGCUCCGAACAGGCGUCUGAAGCAUCUUCGACCCUCGACUACCCCCUUUCCACGAAUGAUACCGACACAAUAACCGUUGAUCUCAACAAACUCGUGACCAGCAUCUUGAAGUCCUGGCAUAACGAUACGCUUUCGAAGGGCUGGCUAAACUACCUCCUCAGGAUCCAGCCUGGUCUUGCCAACCUCCACGACCCCGACACGUUUCCGAAUGUCGCCGAGCUCGUCCCUACCGUCGAACGAACAUAUCGACAGCUUUACGUAUUGAUGAUGGGCCUAAACGAUUUCGUGUUCGACGAAUAUCCCGAGCCUGUCACCAUUUCAGGCGUUCAUCGUAAGUCCGAGAUUCGCAUUUUCAUGGACAUCACAGCACUUGUCAUCACCAUGGCAGUUUUGUCCAUCAACAUCCUCGUCGCUAUCCCACUUUACAGCUUUUCCAUCAAACACUUUUUGCCACGAUUGCCUACGAACAUUGGCUCUAUUCUCGCGUACAUCGCGCCUAGUAGAGCUCUUCGCGAGUACGACGGAGAUACGAGCCGCAGAGGCGAGACGUUCAGUUUUGGCCGGUACGUGGGGGAGGAUGGACGUGCGCACGUUGGAAUCGAGCUUGAUCCAUUCGUCGUGCCAGUGAAAUUGUCGGCGUUGAAGAAGGGCGACACGGAACCGAGAAGGGGGAUAAUGAGACGGAUUUUGGGCCGGCGAAAAGCGGAACAGGGGGAUGAGACCUGGUUAUGA